UACUGAGAUUUGGAGUAGGAUUCAGGGUUUGUGUGUUGCGAUUACAAAGUUGAUGACAAUGGAUCCGCGUCUGAGGAGUUUCACUGAUUCUUUAAAUGGAGUUCGAUUGAGCAACCAACCUUUUUCCUUUCUUUCACAUCAGAACAUUGUGCCCCAAUCCCCAUUUGAUAGUCAUCCUUUCAUAGGUAGCGAUUAUAGGGAGUUAAAUUACCCUACACCCGAUGUAACCCCGAAUGAUUUAUCGUCUGUCUCGAGUUUGAGUCAUGAGGAGGAAGAUUGUGACUUUUCAGAUGAAGUCUUGAAGUACAUUAACCAGAUGCUAAUGGAAGAAGACAUGGAGGAUAAGACUUGCAUGCUUCAAGAGUCUUUGGAACUUCAAGCAGCCGAGAAGUCGUUCUAUGAUGUCCUUGGAAAGAAAUACCCCCCUUCCCCAGAGGUAAACCAUGAAUUUUCCAUUCCAUAUGGUGAGAUCCCAGAUGAAGGUUUCUGCAACUAUAUUACUAGUAGUAGUAAUAGUGGUAGCUAUUUCAGUGAUAGUUCCGUGAUUCAAAGUCCAGGCGGGUACAUGUCUCAAUUUCAAGGUCUUCCACCUUAUAACAUUUCCCAUUCAUCGUAUGGCUCUUCAACUAGGGUCAGUAGCCUGGAUGAGCUGGUGGACUCUCCUAGUAGCAGUCAUCAUGUCCCUGAUUUCAGUACUGAGAGUCAAUCUGUUUGGCAGUUCAAUAAGGGGGUCCAAGAGGCUAGUAGGUUUCUUCCUGGUCAGACAAAUUUGGUUGUUGAUCUUGAUGCGAAUUGGUUGUCAGCUCAAUCUUCGAAGGUUGGGACGGAAGAGGAAGUUGUCAAAGUUGAGAAAAAGGAUGAAGGUGAGAAUUCUCCCAGUGGGUCUAGGGGGAGGAAGAAACUGUAUAGGGAGGAUGAUGAGGAUGGGGAAGAUAAUAGGAGUAGCAAGCAACCGGCAGUUUCUACUGAAUCUACUCUGCGAUCGGAGAUGUUUGAUAAGAUUUUACUUUGUAGCUUAGGGCCGGGUAAAGAGCACUUAAUAUCUAAACGCGAGGAGUUGCAGAAUGGAAUGAUCAAAAGUGUGCCACAGAAUGAGAAGUCCAAAGGAUCAAAUGGAGGAAAAGGUCGCGGUAAGAAACAAAGUGGCAACAAAAAGGAUGUUGUGGAUUUGAGAAGUCUCCUUAUUACUGUUGCACAGGCAGUUGCAGCUGAUGAUCAUAGGACUGCAAAUGAGCUGCUAAAGAAGGUGAGGCUGCAUUCUUCGCCUUUUGGAGAUGGGACUCAGAGACUGGCUCAUUGCUUUGCUGAUGGCCUUGAGGCUCGCUUGGCUGGUACUGGUAGCCAGAUUUAUAAAGGCUUUGUUAGCAAAAGAACACCUGCUGCUGAUGUCUUGAAAGCUUACCAUCUUUUUCUUGCUGCAUGCCCAUUUAAGAAGAUGUCCAAUUUUGUCUCAAACAAGACCAUAAUGACUUUAUCUCAAAACACAAUGAGAGUCCAUGUCAUAGAUUUUGGUAUCCAUUAUGGUUUCCAGUGGCCUACUCUUAUUCAGAGGAUUGCAAUGAGGGAGGGUGGACCCCCAAAGCUUCGGAUUACUGGAAUUGAAUUUCCGCAACCAGGAUUCCGGCCAGCUGAAGGAGUUGAGGAAACAGGACGUCGCUUGGCAGCUUAUGCUGAGACAUUCCACGUCCCAUUUGAGUACAAUGCUAUUGCAAAGAAAUGGGAAAACAUUACACUUGAGGAACUCAAAAUUGAGAGGGAUGAGUUUCUUGUUGUGAACUGUUUGUAUCGGGGUAAGAACUUGCUUGAUGAAAGUGUGGCUGUGGACAGUGCUCGAAAUAGGGUUCUUAAAUUGAUAAGGAGAAUUAGUCCAGACAUUUUCAUCCAUGGAGUUAUCAAUGGAGCGUACAACGCCCCCUUCUUUGUCACCAGGUUCCGAGAGGCUUUGUUUCAUUUUUCUUCAAUGUUUGACAUGCUUGAAACAGUUGUACCCCGCGAGGACCGGGAGAGGAUGUUGAUUGAGAAAGAGAUAAUUGGCAGGGAGGCUUUGAAUGUCAUAGCUUGUGAGGGAUGGGAAAGAGUGGAAAGGCCAGAAUCCUACAAACAGUGGCAGGUCCGCAACUUGAGGGCUGGGUUUGUGCAAAUACCUUUCGACAGAGAACUUGUGAAGCAUGCAGCUUGGAAAGUGAAAACUAGUUACCACAAGGAUUUUGUUAUUGAUGAAGAUGGGCGCUGGUUGUUGCAGGGAUGGAAGGGAAGGACCAUAUUUGCCCUUUCUGCUUGGAAACCUUCAGAAGGAGCUUGAAAGCCACAUUGUUAUUGCUUGUAAUCUGCUUCUUAGCUGUUCAAGGGGAAUCCGGGUUGAGUCAAGGUAGUUGUGUUAAUCGAUUUGUGCUCUUCACAAUUUGAUGACUUCAUCGAUAAUUUUGCAGUAAAUGUGGUAGUUGGUUUCAAUCUUUGAUUUUGAUUAUUGUAACACUGUUUGAUGUUCAAUAGUUGACAGUAGUGAUGUACAUUCACUCCACUAGGGGUAUUCUGAUUUCAGCUAGAUAAAAUACCCUUUUUCGUUUU
Fragaria vesca subsp. vesca is the source of this 2568-nucleotide messenger RNA. Its product is annotated as scarecrow-like protein 9-like. Lineage: Eukaryota; Viridiplantae; Streptophyta; Magnoliopsida; Rosales; Rosaceae. Bases 53 to 2302 code for a protein of 749 amino acids. The transcript is spliced from 2 exons. The record is from RefSeq and is a predicted model, not a curated record. Gene Ontology annotation, molecular function: sequence-specific DNA binding; DNA-binding transcription factor activity. Gene Ontology annotation, cellular component: nucleus. Gene Ontology annotation, biological process: regulation of DNA-templated transcription.